This is a messenger RNA of Paramecium sonneborni, 1478 nucleotides long. NCBI's taxonomy places the organism in Eukaryota, Ciliophora, Oligohymenophorea, Peniculida, Parameciidae. The record is from the annotation of a GenBank genome assembly.
AUGAUUAAUAAUUAAUUUGAACCAGACAUCAUCUAAAUCACAGAGCAAUUAAGCAAACGUCUUAAUGAUAAAAAGAAAUCUAUUUAAGAGUUUCUAAAUAUCUUAUAAUAGAGAGCUGAAAUAGAAGAAGUCUAUUCUAAAAGUCUUGAAAGAAUAGGUAAAUUUAUAAAUAAACAAUAGGUAAUGAAUUAAGUAACUUGGUUGAGAAUACAUAGUAAGAUAGCUUUACAGAUAUUAUGUAGUAUGUUAGAAAUUAUCUCCUAAUUUCAAGUGAAUAGAGUAAAGAGUUGUAUUAAUAAUUAAAAAAUAAUGUUGUCUAAGAAUUGCUGAAUACUAUUAACAUUGAUUAAGGAUGGGCUAAUGAGGUUAAUAAAAUACAAAAUAAGCAUUCAAAAGAAGUUAGAAGAAAUAUUGAAGAAUUACAUGCCUUAUAAGAUGAUUAUAAUUAAGCAUUAUAUGAAGAAAAAAUUUAUUUAGAAGGAAAGAUUACUUCUAAGAAACGGAAUUAUGAAAAAAGUGAAACAAAUUUAAAAUAAUUUAUUCUCUAUUAUAACUAAUAUUUAGACACGUAUUUUUAAGAUAUUGCUUAUAUUUAAGAUAUAUUUCUAAAUAUAGAAAUAGACAGAAGAAAAUUAAUUUAGGAUGCUGGCAUGAAACUUUUUAUGUAUGAAGUAUCAUUAAUAAGAAAUUUAUAAUAUGAUAUUAGUGGAAUUACAUAAAAAAUUGAAUAAUAUAAAAGUAAUAAUAAAUAAAGUGAACUACUAAUAAUUUAAACAAGUGAUAGACCCCUUCUUUCUAAAUUAAAUGUUGAAAAUUAUAUUCUUUCAUUAAAAUAAUAAUAUAAUUUAGAUGAAAAUUAACGAAAAAAAAAGAUGAUUGCAGAUGCUCAAAAUGGAUCUGAUUAAAAAAAGGUUGAUUUUAUUUAAGCUAAUUCAUCAGAUUAUUUAAGAUAUAACAAGAUGUUUGAAUAAGCAUUAAAAUUUUCAGAGAUUAAUGAUGAGAUUAUUAAAUAGUUAAUAAAUUUAAUUUAGAAAACCAAAGCUUAAUAAUAUUUUGAUGCAUUUAUUUCUACAAUUUAAAAAAUAACAGGUCAACCAAAUUAAAAAAAUGAUUAUUCUUUUACUCCUUUAGGAUAUUAAACAUGCUUGAAAUUAUCUGAAAUUUUAUUAGAUUAUUGUAAUGCAUAGAAUACGAAUGCAUAAAUAGUGAUAAAUUUGCUUAAGUUUUCAAAGAAUAUUUACAAAAUGUUGAGUGUUCAAGAUCAAGAAAAUAAUGAGAUAUAGGAAUACAUAAAAUUUUCUUUAUUUGGUAAUUAUGAAGUUCAUUACAGAGGGUUUAAAGAAUCAUGAAGUUUUGUAGAAUAAGAAUUUAUGGAAUGAAUACGUGAGAUCCAAAGAAUAGAUUGAUGAACUAACAGAGAUAAAUUGUAUGGAAAAUUUGAUAUAAUAGUUGAAAACAAAAGUAAACUAUUGACAAAC